GUGCGGGGGGCAGGCAGCGGGCAGUUCUCGCGUCACUUGGUUUGGAGUCGCGGGUGCGCGCGUGGGAGCGGUGGGUGCGCUGCGGGGGCUGCCGGGAGCGCGCUCGGGCCCGGGGCUGAGCCAGCGGCGACGCUCGCAUCUCCACCUUGCUGAGACACUGGUCGCUGCUUUCUUUACAGCAAGGAAAAUCUGAAUUCCUCCAACAGUCAGGAUGGGGAAAGAUUACUAUUCUAUCCUGGGAAUUGAAAAAGGGGCUUCUGACGAGGAUAUUAAAAAGGCUUACAGAAAACAAGCACUGAAAUGGCAUCCAGAUAAGAACAAAUCUCCCCAUGCAGAAGAAAAAUUCAAAGAGGUUGCAGAAGCUUAUGAAGUGCUAAGUGAUCCCAAAAAGAGAGACAUUUAUGAUCAGUUUGGGGAGGAAGGUCUUAAAGGAGGAGCUGGAGGAUCUGAUGGCCAGGGUGGUACCUUUCGAUAUUCCUUCCAUGGCGACCCACAUGCUACAUUUGCAGCUUUCUUUGGUGGCACAAAUCCUUUUGAGAUCUUCUUUGGGAGGAGGAUGCCUGGUGGCAGAGACACUGAAGACAUGGAGGUGGAUGGUGAUCCGUUUGGAUCCUUCACUAGUUUUAGUAUGAAUGGUUUUCCAAGGGAAAGGAAUACAGUUGGCAGCCAAGUACGUCGUAAACAAGAUCCCCCUGUAAUCCAUGAACUUAAAGUGUCACUGGAAGAGAUCUAUCAUGGCUGCACAAAAAGAAUGAGGAUUUCACGUAAAAGGCUUAACCCAGAUGGCAGAAGUGUCCGAACAGAGGACAAAAUACUUACUAUUGAGAUCAAAAGAGGAUGGAAAGAAGGCACCAAAAUCACUUUUCCGAAAGAAGGCGAUGAAACACCCAACACAAUUCCAGCUGAUAUUGUUUUUAUCAUUAAAGAUAAACCUCACUCUCAUUUCAAGAGAGAUGGAUCAAAUAUUAUCUAUCCUGUUAAGAUCAGCUUAAGGGAGGCUUUGUGUGGCAGCUCUUUCAAUGUGCCAACGAUAGAAGGAAGAACCAUACCCAUGACAGUCAAUGAAGUGGUAAAGCCUGGGAUGAGAAGAAGAAUUAUAGGCUAUGGUUUGCCAUUUCCCAAAAAUCCUGACCAGCGUGGAGACUUAAUUAUAGAGUUUGAAGUAAUUUUCCCAGAUAACAUUUCUCCAGCAUCAAAAGAAGUACUUAGGCGAAAUCUUCCAGUUUCAUAAAAUGGAAGACUGUAUGUCAACAGAUUAAAAUAGGACACUGGAAAUGCAGAAGACUGGCGAGUCUGUGCUUUAAAAGUGCAAUCUGUAACAUCUAGUGGAAUCUUUUGUUUUUUUUUUUGUUUUGUGGGAUGGGUGGGGGGAAAUACUGUAAUGCUGCAUGAGAAGAAAAGGGUUUAAGUAGAAGUCAUACAGGUGAAUUCUGCAGUAAAAAUUACAGGGAAAACCACUCAUUUUGUUUUACAUCUUCCUAAUCAGCAAAGUUUAGUCAUUAUUUUGCUUAAUAUAAUUACAGUAAUUUUUUUACAAAGUCGGUGCAUAUUUCUGAUACAGUACUUGAGCCUCCAAGUACAUUAUUUCUUAUAUCCUCACUGUCUAUAACAUUACACAUUUAUUCAGAAAUUUAAGAUUGUAGUAGAAAUACACAAAGGUAUAAAUAUUUAGAGAGCAAAACAUGAGAGAGAUCAUGUAUGUUGCCUUCCACUGCACAAAGCAUAGGCCAG
This is a messenger RNA of Ficedula albicollis (Collared flycatcher), 1731 nucleotides long. It is a transcript of the gene DNAJB4, whose product is annotated as DnaJ heat shock protein family (Hsp40) member B4. Gene Ontology annotation, molecular function: protein-folding chaperone binding. Lineage: Eukaryota; Metazoa; Chordata; Aves; Passeriformes; Muscicapidae. The coding region runs from base 212 to 1231 and encodes 339 amino acids. Gene Ontology annotation, cellular component: cytosol. The transcript has 4 exons. The record is from RefSeq and is a predicted model, not a curated record.